Onthophagus taurus is the source of this 1645-nucleotide messenger RNA. RefSeq names its product putative cytochrome P450 4s3. Gene Ontology annotation, molecular function: monooxygenase activity; heme binding; iron ion binding. The record is from RefSeq and is a predicted model, not a curated record. NCBI's taxonomy places the organism in Eukaryota, Metazoa, Arthropoda, Insecta, Coleoptera, Scarabaeidae.
CAUUUGGGUGAUUAUAGUCUUCAUGAUGUGUUUGAAAGUGCAUUGCUAAAGGAAGUGCGCUCGAACUCGUUGCAUGUUCUUUCUCUCAGUGCAAUUCAAGCGCCGUUACAGAAUGUUUUACCUGAGUAUUUUAACCAUUUUCGUUGUAUGGAUUAUUAAGAAAAUUCUCGAUUAUAAACGUGUUAAUGCACAGCUUAAAGAUUUUGUUAGUCCCCCAGGACAUUUUCUUCUUGGUAAUUGGAGAGUGUUUCAAAACAAGACCAAAACUCUAAAUAAAAUCACAAAAUUAUCAAGAGAAUAUGGACCAAGAUUAAGAUUUAACUGCCUUGGACUUUGCAUACUUUUUGUUACGGACAGAGAAUUUUUAAAGCUUCUUUUGGGGACUACUAAAAUCAUGAAUAAGGAUAAUACUUACGAACAAAUUGAACCUUGGUUAGGAACUGGUUUAUUAACGUGUAAAAAGGAGAAAUGGGAGAAAACAAGAAAAGUUUUAACCCCGGCGUUUUAUCUCCAAGUUUUAGAAUCGUACAUUUGCAAUUUCCAUCAACCGAUUACAAAUUUAAUUAAAAAAUUAGAGACUUACGUGACGAAAGAUUCUUUUGAUGUGUAUCCUGUAAUAACUUUAUGCACUUUAGAUGUAAUAUGUGAAACCGCAAUGGGGACCACAAUAAACGCUCAAAAUAAUGAAGAAUCUACUUAUGUAAAAAGUGUAAAAGAAAUGUUAAGGAUUGUGCAAGAUCGAUCGCAAUCCGUGUGGAAAAUCUUUCAUGUAGGAUUCCUAUUAUCAAGAGAUUAUUGGAAACAGAAAAGAGCUUUAAAAGUUUUACACGAAUUUACUAAAAAUGUUAUCGAUAAAAAAAGGCUAGAAAAAAUUAAUGAUGUAAAAAAAAACUUCAACGAAAAGAAAAAGUUAUCUUUUAUUGAUUUGUUAUUAGAAGCAAACAUAAACGAUAAAGAAAUUGCGCACGAAGUUGAUACAUUUAUGUUUGCGGGUCACGAUACAACCGCUUCUGGAAUCAGUUUCCUACUAUACUGUUUAUCAAAACAUAAACAAGUACAAGAUAAAAUUAUUGACGAAUUAUUUCAUAUAUUUGGCGAAGAUGACAGAUUUCCAACGUUACAGGAUUUCAACGAAAUGCAAUAUCUUAAUCUUGUUAUUAAAGAAUCGUUAAGGUUGUAUCCUCCAGUUCCGGUUUAUAUAAGAUCUUCAGAAGUAGAUAUAGAAUUGGGUAAAUGGACAAUUCCAAAAAAAGUAUCAAUUGCAAUAUUUCCAUAUGGAUAUCAUCGAAACCCCGAUUUGUUUGAAAAUCCUGAAGAAUUUAUUCCAGAACGAUUUAACACCGAAAUGGAACCGUUUACUUACCUUUCUUUUAGUUUAGGUCCUAGGAAUUGUAUUGGACAAAAAUUUGCAAUUUUCGAAAUGAAAGCUAUAAUUUCAAGGAUAUUAAGACGAUUUGAAAUAUUACCCGUUGAUGGUUACGAACCAAUUCCCGUUUCUAAUGUUGUUUUAGGGUCUGCAAAUGGAAUACAAAUAAAAUUAAAAAAAAGGAAAUCUUUAUUUCCCUCUAAAACUACAUAAAGAAGAAUAAAAAAUAUAUCGUUCUUUUUAUAAAAUUAAAAAAUAAAAUAAAGAAAUUAAAAUCUA